Messenger RNA from Mya arenaria, 2519 nucleotides. RefSeq names its product heat shock 70 kDa protein 12A-like. Gene Ontology annotation, molecular function: ATP-dependent protein folding chaperone; ATP binding. The transcript is spliced from 9 exons. Lineage: Eukaryota; Metazoa; Mollusca; Bivalvia; Myida; Myidae. The record is from RefSeq and is a predicted model, not a curated record. The coding region runs from base 92 to 1831 and encodes 579 amino acids.
AAAUAACUUCCUGGUGGCUAUAAUCACUGCUCGACUGAUAUCGUUCUCAUUUCUAAAGAAUACUUGAGACACAGAGCGCGACUUUGUCAUUAUGGCAUCUGGUUCAGCUCUUGUAGUGGCGGCCAUUGAUUUCGGCACGACCUACUCUGGCUGGGCGUUUUCCUUCAAGCAUGAGUUUGAACGGGAUCCAACAAAAGUAUCUGCAAAAACAUGGCGUGGGGGUCAGCUUUCUUCUCUCAAAGGACCAACCUGUGUGUUGAUCAAUCCGGACGGAAAAACAUUGGAGACUUUCGGCUUCGAAGCGGAGAAACGCUAUACGGAACUGGCGGAGGAAGAUGCCCACAAGAAAUGGUUCUACUUUAGGCGCUUCAAGAUGAGUCUUUGGAACAAGGUCUGUCAUGUAUCGCAAUACAAACUGGAAGACGAGAGCGGUAAAGAAUUACCUGCUAUGACGGUCUUUUCACUAUCUAUCAGGUUUCUUAAGGAUGAGCUUUUAAAGACAUCCGGUGACCAAAUAGGAGGAAAUGGCCUGGAACCGGAAGAUAUUCACUGGGUGCUGACAGUUCCCGCUAUUUGGAACGACGCCGCAAAACAAUUCAUGAGAGAGGCGGCCCAAGAGGCUGGAAUACUUCAAAACAUGUUGACAAUAGCGCUUGAGCCCGAGGCAGCCUCACUCUACUGCAGGCAUCUUCCAGUUGAGAAGGGAGAUAAUUCCAGGACUUGUCUCUCCAAAUUUGGCGCAGGAAAGAAGUAUCUUGUCCUCGACGCUGGAGGCGGAACUGUAGAUAUCACUGUACAUGAGGUUGGACCUUCUGGGGAUCUAAAGGAACUUCACAAGGCGAGUGGGGGCGCCUGGGGUGGCACGAAAGUCGACGAAGCUUUUAUGAAUUUUCUUGGGCAGCUUGCAGGACUUGACGUUAUUGAGAGAUUCAAAGAUGUAAACAUGGAGGAUUACAUAGAUUUGCUUCGUGACUUCGAAAUCAAGAAAAGGGACAUUGCUCCUAGCAAGGACUCGAAAGUCACAAUCAAAUUACCUAUUGCCCUAUCGGAGUUAGUAAGGGAGAUGAAAGGGACAGAGUUAAAGAGUAAAAUUCAGCAGUCGGGACUUGGAGAAAAGGCUAAACUAACUGGCGACAAGCUGAGAUUAGAAGCAAGUGUGGUGAAGACAUUCUUUCAAACGUCAAUCAGCAGUUGCGUGAAGCAUGUCUCGGACCUUCUCGAUGAACCCGUCAACCAUGGGGUUCAAGCGAUUUUGAUGGUCGGUGGUUUCUCGGAGUCACCUAUGCUGCAAGAAAUGUUCAAAAUCAAAUUUCCAAAAUUAACGAUCAUUACACCACCCGAGGCUGGACUUGCAGUUUUGAAAGGAGCUGUGAUAUUUGGCCACAGCCCCAAAAGCAUUUCAGAACGAGUUAGCAAGUACACAUACGGAACCGACAUUACGGUUCCAUUUGAUGAGAGCAAACAUCCAUGGUCGAAAAGGAAAGAAUACAAGAAUGGCGAAGUUAGAUGUAAUGAUAUAUUUUCAAAACUCGUAGAACUUGGACAAACCAUGAUAGUCGGGCAGCCACAGGAUGCACAAAAUUUCACACCGAUAUUUGAUGAUCAAAAGUCGAUGUCAAUGAACAUAUAUGCGGCUCAAAGCAAGGAUCCUAAGUUUGUUACAGACUACGGAUGCCAGCAGAUUGGAUCCUUCAGUGUCCCAAUGACCGGAACUGGGACUGACCGGUCAGUUACGGUGCGAAUGACUUUUGCGGGGACGGAGAUCGACGUAGAGUGUAAACAGAAGGACACAAGCAAUGUUACUCACCUCAAAGUGGACUUCUUGUCGUAAACAAAAGAAUGACUUGGUUGUGUUGGAAAUAGAAGUAUUAUUUUAACAUUAUAGCUUUAUCAGUGUUAAAAAUGAAGUACACGACCUUGUUUCACAAAAUAACUGAUGGCGUAUAACAAACGAAGCAGACCUUUCGCCAUCUGAUUGGACUGUUAUCAUUAUUUUUAACAGGAAUAUAGGAUUUUAGGCGGGUUAAUAUUUUCUCAUCUUAGAUUUUUCAUGAAACGCAAAGAACCAAAGACAAUAAGUAAACUAAACUGCAAUACCCUUCUUAAAUGACUAAGUAUUAAGCACAUAAUACGCAUUCAGUUAUCGAAAAACUAGCUGUUUCCUCUUAUGUAAAAAUGCAUCUGUGUUAUUCUGUUUAGGCAUAUGUACCGAGAACUGUAGAGUAUGUACAAUAGUCAGAAGGUAGUGUUGUUUGCAAACUUUCAAAAUGACUACGCCCUGUAGAUAAUUGUAUAAAAUAAAAUUGGGUUUUAAUCUGUGUUUCUAAAACUACCGAAAUGAAAAGCAUUUACAAAGGCUGACGAUAAGGCGACUAUAAACAAAUUGCUAGAUUUUCAUUCCCGCCCGUCCAAAUAAAAAUGACUGGAACUUUGGUCUGUAUUUGCGUAUCGGUCCGGUACUGUCCGUGAACGGCGUUUAUUCAGACGGUGUCAAUGAAUAACACUCACAACUAAAAAAG